This is a messenger RNA of Platichthys flesus (European flounder), 2201 nucleotides long. RefSeq names its product PDZ domain containing 1 (gene pdzk1). The transcript has 8 exons. The record is from RefSeq and is a predicted model, not a curated record. Gene Ontology annotation, molecular function: protein-membrane adaptor activity; protein binding. Gene Ontology annotation, biological process: protein localization to plasma membrane. The coding region runs from base 128 to 1651 and encodes 507 amino acids. NCBI's taxonomy places the organism in Eukaryota, Metazoa, Chordata, Actinopteri, Pleuronectiformes, Pleuronectidae. Gene Ontology annotation, cellular component: apical plasma membrane.
CCCUGCAGGGAGGCCAAGUGGGAGGGCGGAGGAGGGAGGAGGCUCGGUUGAAGCUACAGAAGAUAACAACCAAGCAGUAACAGGUGAACUCCUCCUGACUGGGUCCCCGAGCAGAGACGAGCUGGACAUGGCAGAGUACAAACCGAAGGUGAUAUCUCUUACCAAGAGGCCGGGUCAGACAUUUGGCUUCUAUCUGAGGCUGGAGCAUGGCGAAGAGGGUCACCUGGUUCGCUGUCUGGAUAUGGGAGGACCGGCUGAACUGGCAGGCAUGAAAGAUGGAGACCGCAUUAUCCGGGUCAAUGGAACAUUUACUGAUGAACUGUCCCAUUCAGUGGUGGCGGACCUGGUGAGAAACAGUGGAGCCUCUUGCACGUUCCACAUCCUGAAUGAAGCCUCCUUCAAGCAGGCAAAAGCAGAGGGAGUAAACUUGUCCAAGCCUCAGAACACGUCGGUCGCAAAUGGUGUCGCCAAACAAGUUCCAAAUCCAAAACUCUGCUACUUGCUCAAGUCCAGCUCCGAAUACGGGUUUUCUCUUCGCUCAGACAAAAGUGAGCCUGGUUUGUUUAUGACGGCGGUGACCCCAGGAAGUGUGGCUGACAGAGCCGGGGUCAAAGCCAACGACCGCCUGUUGGAAGUCAACGGAGAGACCGUGGAAGACUCCACACACGACCAAGCUGUGGACAAGAUGAGACUGGCAGGGGCCAACAUUAUGUUCCUAUUGGCUGAUGAGGAAACAGUCAUGUACUAUCAGAGCAAGCGGAUGAAGAUUGAAGCCUGUUUAGCCACGACCAAGUACCUCCCUCACAAGCCACGCAUAAUCAAAAUUACCAAAGGACCUGAUGGGUAUGGCUUCUUGCUAAGGGAGGAGCCCAACCAAACAGGACACUUCAUCAGGGACAUAGACAGAGGCAGCCCAGCAGAACGAUCAGGUCUGAAGGACAUGGACAGACUGGUGGCUGUGGAUGGCGAGGACAUGGACAGAUGCACGCAUCAGCAGGUAGUGGAUAAGAUCAGGCAGAGUGGCAAAGAUUGCUACCUCCUGGUGGUGGACAAAGACACGGAUCAACUUUAUGGGCAGGGGAAAGUGUCUCCUAUGCUUUUCUGGGAGGAGAUGAAGGGUUCCAAUUCACCACCCAGUUACACAGAGGCCAUCAAUUUACCUGCUACCGUCCAACAAGCAUCACAAGUCCAGGUGAGGGAAGAGGAGCACAAGCCCAAACUCUGUAAGAUGGAGAAGACCUCAGCUGGAUAUGGCUUCCACCUUAAAGGCAUCCAAGGAUUGCAUGGACAGUACCUUGAGGUGGAGAAGGGUGGAGCGGCUGACAGGGCAGGCCUGAACGACGACGACGUUGUGGUGGAGGUGAACGGUGUGAAUGUGGAACAGAGUACCCAUGAGGAGGUGGUGGAGAUUAUUCGCGACAGUGGCAGCUCUCUGGAGAUGCUGGUGGCUAAAAAGAGCGUCUAUCACCAGCUCACGGCUAAAGGAGUGAGCAUCACACGGCUGCUACUUGAGGAAACAUCCUAUGCUCAAGUUCAUAAUCAAGAGAGCAAGGAGGAGGCCAGACCUGAAACACCAUCUGGAACAGCAAGAGAGCGGGUCUCAUCAGUGACGUCAACUGCAUCUCACAACAGUUUCGACGAGAGGCUCUGAGACGUCACCUUGAGGACACAUUCCCUGAUUUGGCCUUUGUCAAUUUAACGUCGAUCCAUUGUUUGUUUUCCUUUAAAUCUUUCAAUUAAUAUCACAGAAGAGGCAAAGAAAAGCAGAACAAAGACAAUAAAGACUUCCUGAAAUUCACUGUCACCUAUGCACUGCAACUUUAAAAUCAAAAAAGAAAAGCUGCAUCAGCUGUAUGAAAAUGGAUAAGAACACUAACAUGCUCCUGAAAACUGUAGAGUAUGUGACAAUGCACCUUGAUGUUGGUUUCCAACCGAAUCAACUGACCAAAGAAGAUGAAAACUGAUAGAUCUACUUGUUGAUGAACCUGUGUGAUGAUAACUUACAUCUCUCUAUGAAAAGAACUGCUGUAAACAUACAGAACAAAAAUUCUGUAUGUUUACUUAGUAUUAGGAAAUGUCUUGUGUCUUCUGUUGUGCCUGUGCACUUUAUAUGUCUCACUGUGGGAGAGUGGGAAACGUUGUAUCGAUUCCUUGUAUGUUCUGAACAUGUAAGUAAUUGACAAUAAAGCUACUUUACUUUA